This is a messenger RNA of Abrus precatorius (Indian licorice), 1416 nucleotides long. RefSeq names its product probable pectate lyase 12. Gene Ontology annotation, molecular function: pectate lyase activity. NCBI's taxonomy places the organism in Eukaryota, Viridiplantae, Streptophyta, Magnoliopsida, Fabales, Fabaceae. The coding region runs from base 1 to 1416 and encodes 471 amino acids. The transcript is spliced from 3 exons. The record is from RefSeq and is a predicted model, not a curated record.
AUGCUCCAAGCAACCUGCAUUUUGCUAAUCUCAGUUCUCAGUUCAUUUUCACCACUUGCAACAGCAAUGCUCAACCUAACUCUUCCAGGAACACACCCAGACCCCGAAGCAGUUGCCCAUGAAGUUCACAGGAAGGUUAAUGCUUCAAUUGCAAGAAGGGAAAUGCUAGGAGUGUCAGAGGAAGAUGAAUCUUCGUGCCUAACGGGGAACCCAAUUGAUGAUUGUUGGAAAUGUGACCCAGAUUGGCCUAAUAACAGACAGAGAUUAGCUGAUUGUGCCAUUGGGUUUGGUCAAUAUGCGAAGGGAGGGAAAGGUGGUGAAUUUUACGUUGUUACAGAUUCUUCGGAUGAUGAUGUAGUUAACCCCAAACCUGGGACGCUAAGAUAUGCUGUGAUACAGGACGAGCCACUGUGGAUCGUGUUUCCCAGUAACAUGAUGAUUAAGCUGUCUCAGGAGUUGAUUUUUAACAGCUAUAAGACCAUUGAUGGGCGUGGUGCCGAUGUGCACAUUGUGGGUGGAGGUUGCAUUACUUUGCAGUAUAUAAGCAAUGUCAUCAUACAUAAUAUUCACAUCCACCAUUGUCAUCCCUCAGGGAACACAAACGUUCGAUCGAGCCCAGAGCACUACGGGUACAGAACAGAGUCAGACGGUGACGGAAUAUCCAUAUUCGGAUCCAAAGACUUAUGGAUCGACCACUGCACCCUAUCACGCUGCAAAGACGGACUCAUAGACGCCGUAAUGGGGUCCACCGGAAUAACCAUAUCAAACAACUUCUUCUCCCACCACAACGAAGUCAUGCUCCUCGGCCACAGCGACGACUACCUCCCUGACUCCGGCAUGCAAGUCACCAUCGCCUUCAACCACUUCGGCCAAAAACUCGUCCAGAGAAUGCCCCGCUGCCGGAGAGGUUACAUCCACGUCGUCAACAACGACUUCACGCAGUGGGAAAUGUACGCCAUCGGCGGCAGCGGCGAACCCACCAUCAACAGCCAGGGAAACCGCUACACCGCACCCACCAAUCCCUUCGCCAAAGAGGUAACGAAGAGAGUGGAGACGGAACAGUCGAAGUGGAAGGGAUGGAACUGGAGGUCAGAGGGUGACGUCAUGGUCAACGGUGCUUUCUUCGUGGCUUCGGGAGAGGGUCUUGAAGUUAAGUACGAGAAGGCAUAUAGCGUGGAACCCAAAUCCGCCGAUCGCAUCGCUCUUCUCACCAUGUCCGCCGGCGUUCUGGGUGUUGCCCGAGACAACAACUUGGGAAUGUGGAGUAGAGGACCCGGUGAUGACGUGGCAGAAUCCGGACCGGAAUACACCGACGACAUGUCCGACAGUGAGAGACUCGAUGUGUCUUCUUCUUUUCUUCUGUUGUUGUGCUUCUUCUUCUCUUGUUAUGCGAUACCCUUGACGGUUAUUCUAUAA